Messenger RNA from Eufriesea mexicana, 710 nucleotides. RefSeq names its product Prenyl-binding protein (gene PrBP). The coding region runs from base 1 to 444 and encodes 147 amino acids. The transcript is spliced from 4 exons. The record is from RefSeq and is a predicted model, not a curated record. Gene Ontology annotation, cellular component: cytoplasm. Gene Ontology annotation, biological process: sensory perception of light stimulus. Lineage: Eukaryota; Metazoa; Arthropoda; Insecta; Hymenoptera; Apidae.
AUGCCUUCUCGAGGCGAAGAUAUACUUAAAGGUUUUCAGGUAAAUUGGAUGAAUUUACGAGAUGCUGAUAGUGGUAAAAUACUAUGGCAAGGAAACGAAGAUUUGUCAAUCCCUGGUGUCGAACAUGAAGCAAGAGUACCGAAAAAGAUUCUAAAAUGUCGUGCAGUGUCACGAGAAAUUAAUUUUAGUUCUGCAGAACCAAUAGAAAGGUUUAGGUUAGAACAGAAAGUAUUAUUUAAAGGAAGAUGCUUAGAGGAAUGGUUCUUUGAAUUUGGAUUUGUUAUACCUAAUAGUACCAAUACAUGGCAAAGUUUAAUCGAAGCUGCUCCAGAAAGUCAAAUGAUGCCUGCUGAUGUCUUAAAUGGUAACGUUGUUAUAGAGACAAAAUUUUUUGAUGAUGAUCUAUUAGUCUCUACCAGUAAAGUUCGCCUUUUUUAUGUUUAAAUGUUCUAUUCACCCUUGAUAAUAUAACAUGGGUCCAACUAACGUGUUUCAACAUGCACACAUGAGAUGGAGUACUGAAGAUAAUAAUUUUAAACAACAAAGUUCAUAUUGAACAUUUUACUUAAUGCACUUACUGUAAUAUGCACUGUGCUAAAGAUAUUUUCUUACAUUUUCAUGAGUAAAUCAAAUAGCACUAUUUCAGUUUCGUAUAAGCUUAAGAUAAAGUUACUGUGGUAAAGCUUGUACCAUAAAAUGUGCAUUUUUAA